ACAACAACAACAUCAGCGGAGAAGAAGAUGGCGGAGGAUGGGGAAGAAGAGCUGGUGGCCACUGACGAUGACUCAGAGAAACAGGGACGAUUAAACCACGCGAUUGUGGAUCAGGGCUGCACCCUCCUGCGCAGGAUGGAGAUCUGUGUCGCUGAGGCUGAGAAGAGGAAUGGCAAAAAUGCAGUCAACAUGCAAGAGAUGUUCACCGUGUACCUGAUAGAAACAAGGCCAAUGGAUGCAGUGGCUGAAGGUCGUAACCUCAGCCCCGACUCUUUGUGGAGGCGCUACAGUGAAUUUGAGCUGCUGCGGAGUUACCUGGUAGUUACCUAUCCGUACAUCGUGGUUCCCCCUUUGCCUGAGAAGAGAGCUGAGUUUGUGUGGCACAAGCUCUCAGCAGACAACAUGGAUCCGGACUUCGUAGAGCGCCGCAGGGUCGGGCUGGAGAACUUCCUACUUCGCGUGGCUUGUCAUCCAGUCCUCUCCAACGACAAGAUCCUCUACCACUUCCUCACUGAGGAACGUGGCUGGAAAGAAGUGGUGUAUGAGACGGGAUUUCAGGCAAAGGCUGAGUCCAGACUGAAAGCUCUCAGUGCCACCUUUCGGGUCAGGAACACAGAUAAACGCUUCGUGGACAUGAAACACUACAGUGACGAGCUGCAGUCUCACACAUCCCAGCUGCUCCGAGCGAGAGCGAGAGUUGCUGACCGACUCUAUGGUGUAUACAAGGUCCAUGGGAACUAUGGGAGAGUCUUCAGUGAGUGGAGCGCCAUAGAGAGAGAGAUGGGUGAUGGACUGCAAAGCGCUGGUCAUCACAUGGACGCAUUUGCUGCCUCUAUAGACGACAUCUUAGAAGAAGAAGAACAUUAUGCAGAUCAAUUAAAAGAAUAUCUCUUCUAUGCUGAAGCUCUGAGGGCGGUGUGCAGGAAACACGAGCUCACCCAGUUUGAGCUGGAGAUGGCUUCUCAGGACCUCAUUUCCAAGAAGCAGCAGCGUGAGGAGCUGGCUACAGGGAUCGUACGGACGUUCUCCUUUAAAGGAAUGACCAACAAGCUGUUUGGACAAGAGGCGCCUGAGCAGAGGGAGGCCAGACUGAAGCUGCUGGAGGAGAUGAUUGCUGAGGGAGAGGAAACGGUCAAAGAGAAGACAGUCGAGUGCGAGGAGCACGUUGAAAGAGCCUGGGUGGAUAUGCAGCGCUUUGAGGAGCAGAAAGACAAAGACCUGCGGGAGGCGCUCAUCAACUACGCCGUCAUGCAGAUCAGCAUGUGCAAGAAGGGAAUACAAGUGUGGGGUAAUGCCAAAGACUGUUUCCUGAAGAUGUAAAGGAGGAAACAUUUAUUCCAGGGUGAUAAUGCAAGUGAUGAUGAGGACGAUGACAGUUCAGAUUUAAAAACAACCUCACCAAUGUAAGGAUGAAUGUGUGUGUAUAUGCAGAUGAUGUGCAGUUAUGAAUCCGAGAGCACAAAGGUUUUAUAGUCCGUAAUUUAUUUCUAAAACACCUUUUUUUUAAUCCUUUAAAUAUCCUACAACCCAUAAAUACAUACAGUUGCUUGGACAAACAAAACAACAUAAACAACUUGCAACACUGUAAUAAAGGCAAGCAAUCCUUGUGACCGUAAUGCGAAAUGUAAAUGCUAUGCUACUUUUUCCUGACCGCAUGUGCACUAGAUUUUUUUUCAUUUUUCCCUCCAGAUAAUAUUAUUUAUUUUUUGCUAUCAGAAGAGGAUUUCAACAAGUCUAAUGAAACACUGAAAAAUGAUGGAGUUAAGCUUUAACCAAGGUCCCUGUUCUUUGACCUUCACUGACCAGAACAUUUUGAUUUGAUGUGGUCAUGGUUUUAUUUUUUAACUAUGUUGGUUUUAAUUAAAUUAAAUGUAUUGACUGAAACAUGAAUCCUGUGCGUCCCAUGUUUCACAUGUUACUUAAAUAGUUUGAAAUGAUGUAACUUAUUUCCUGCAAUAAGCUCUGUGACUGUACUUACAAACUUUCGUAUUCACAAAUGAAAUGCUCAGAUUGGAUGCAGCUUUAACUCGUUUUAUUUGUAUUUAAAUAAAAUGUGUCACAUAA
This is a messenger RNA of Solea senegalensis (Senegalese sole), 2064 nucleotides long. Its product is annotated as sorting nexin-4-like. The coding region runs from base 28 to 1320 and encodes 430 amino acids. NCBI's taxonomy places the organism in Eukaryota, Metazoa, Chordata, Actinopteri, Pleuronectiformes, Soleidae. The record is from RefSeq and is a predicted model, not a curated record. Gene Ontology annotation, biological process: protein transport. Gene Ontology annotation, molecular function: phosphatidylinositol binding. The transcript has 14 exons.